Messenger RNA from Aspergillus ibericus CBS 121593, 1422 nucleotides. RefSeq names its product oxygenase MpaB family protein. The transcript has 3 exons. The coding region runs from base 1 to 1422 and encodes 473 amino acids. Gene Ontology annotation, molecular function: oxidoreductase activity. The record is from RefSeq and is a predicted model, not a curated record. NCBI's taxonomy places the organism in Eukaryota, Fungi, Ascomycota, Eurotiomycetes, Eurotiales, Aspergillaceae.
AUGGCUUCCUUCUCCUCCCACCCACAGCCUGGCGAUAGGGUCAGUAGCUGGGGGUAUUCUUUCAUCUGGACAAGUGACCAUCUCCGCAAGGAAGAGAUUGAACCGCUGCGGCAGCAAUAUGAUACCUCUGCGUCCCUGGCGUUGGAGAGACUACAAGCUAUUCGAGCUACCCUGAUGGAAGAAAGUAAAUUGAAAGGAACCAGCGCACCGCCCAAUGACCUUUACGUCCUCCUACGGGACCACCGUGGGGACGACGAGAUCUUGGCUCAGUUCUGGGCCGAAGUCAACACGGUGCCCGACUGGGUGAACUGGGAGCAGCUGGCACGAGCCCAGCGAUUCUUCUAUCGGUAUGCCAUUGCGAACAUCGUGGGGUUCGCAUUGCAAGGGUUUGUGGCGGAAAACUCGGCGGCACCGGGGGUGGUCGAGGUCCUGGUUCGAACUGGAGGCUUCUCCACCCGUAUGCUUCUUGGGAGGCUGCUCUCGACCUUCCAGUGGUUGAUUCAAGUCACCCAUGGCAUUGACUCAAUCCGGCCUGGAGGGGAAGGGCACAUCGCAAGCGUCCGAGUCCGGUUGCUUCAUGCCUCUGUACGCCAGCGUAUCCUACAGCUCUGCCGAACCAGGCCGGACUACUUUGAUAUCGAGCGCUUUGGAGUGCCGGUCAAUACUCUAGACUCCAUUCAUUCCAUUGCUAUCUUCUGUUGCAACCCUAUGUGGCUGCAACUACCGAAGUUUGGGAUUCAACCUACUCCCGAUGAGGUCGAGGACUAUAUUGCCCUCUUUCGGUAUGUGGGCUUCGUCCUGGGGACACCCACAUCGUAUUUCGAGAGCGUCGAACGGGCUAAGUGUACGAUGGAAAGCCUCCUUAUGCACGAGCUCCGAACCACUGAGACCUCGCGAACGGUGGCGUUCAACUUUGUGGAAUGUGUGACGAACCUCCCGACACCCUUCCAUAUCUCCAAGGCGUUCAUCGAAGCUGGCAGCCGGUGGAUCAAUGGUGACGAGCUCUGUGACGAAUUGGAGCUCGGCAAGCCAGGGCUCCUUGCAUAUCUGUUGUUCUCCAGCCAUUGUGUACUAGUUGUGGCUGUGGCGUGGCUCCAGCGGCUUUUACCCAGUUUGGAAGAACUACUGAUUACAUCCCUCCGGAAAUUGAUGUAUGGCGGUGUCGUACAGCGAAAGUCUCGCACCCGGUUUGAGUUCAAGUAUAUCCCGCGGACGGGCAAACGAGUUGGAAAGGAGGCAUACCGCGUCGACGAUACGGCUACGGCCAAGGGCGGCAGGGGUUCAAGCCAGCUUUGGUCUACUCUCUUUGGGAUUUUUGGGGUGGGACCCUAUGAGAUGGCGCUUCUCUUUGUCUUUGUUGUUUCUGGGGGAGCGAUGCUGGGUGGAGUGCUUGGGGUUAUGCAGAUUGUUCGCGGAUAUUAG